CCGGCCGUUCACUUGCCCUCCGAUAUGCAACAGUUUGAGGUGUUGUGGCAUAACCUCAGCUAUAAUAUACCCAAGAAGUUAAAGGAUCUCCUCUUCCCGGCGCAGAUUCGCACCAAUAUAUUGCAUAACAUAAGCGGUCACUUCCGGAGCGGCGAAGUGACCGCUAUUAUGGGCCCGUCCGGCGCCGGCAAGUCUACGCUACUCGAGAUUAUAUGCGGACGUCGAGUGCGCGGAGUGGUCGGUGAGGUGCGGAUCCGUGGCGUGGAUGAAGUGAAGAUCGGUUUCGUACCGCAAGACAACUAUCUGCUGGAACUGUUGACAGUGAAAGAGACACUGGUGUUCGCCUCAAAGCUCAUUAACCAUAAGCUGUCCGGUUAUGAGCACAACUCGAUCGCCGAUAAGACCAUCAAUCGGUUCGGUCUCGAGAAGAUCAGCGAAACCCGUGUCAACCGUUGCAGCGGUGGUCAACGGAAGCGGCUGUCCAUCGCUCUGGAGAUCAUCUCAAAGCCCAAUAUCUUGAUUCUGGACGAACCGACCACUGGACUCGACUCGCCCUCAUGUACUCAUGUGCUGAAUAUACUGCACGAGUUGGCCGCCAAUAAGACCAGUCCGGUGGCAGUCGUGGCCACUAUUCAUCAGCCGUCGGUCGCCCUUUUUAACGCCUUUCAUAGCAUUUACAUUCUGACCAGCAAAGGAAAGUGCAUUUACCAUGGUUUGCCCCGACAACUGGUGCCGACAAUGGCUCGGGUGGACGUGGCGUGCGAUCCGUACACAUCGCCCGCCGACUUCAUCAUAGAGAUAGCGGCCGGCGAUUUCGGUCCGACGCCUAUCAAGAAGUUGGUAGACGUGGCCGACACCGAUACCGACCGUCUCGAGCGGCUCACCACUCAAGACUCGCGGCUCCUGUUGUCGGCGCUGACCGUUCAUAAGUAUCCCUUCUUCAGACACCUGUGGCUACUGUGGUUGCGGUCGCAGAUCUUGAUAUACAGGGAUCCCUUCCUCACGAUCCUUCGUCUGGUGAUGUGUGUCUUCUCGGCGGUCAGUCUGUCGAUACUGUUUGGCCGCGAGAUCGGCAAGACGUCCGGCUGUCCGCCCCGACCCGUCGAGCUCUACGCCACCCCUCUUGAC
Messenger RNA from Medioppia subpectinata, 1128 nucleotides. NCBI's taxonomy places the organism in Eukaryota, Metazoa, Arthropoda, Arachnida, Sarcoptiformes, Oppiidae. The record is from the annotation of a GenBank genome assembly.